UGAAAACAGCGGUCCACACCUAUCCAUCUGCACCAACAGCUUCUGUAUUUGGAUGGAAUCCAAGGAUGAUGAUUAAUUCCUUAAGCAUAAUAUAUGUGAAAUUGUAAAUUAUAUACAUACAUACACACAUAUUUAUAUCUAUAUGUUAUGUAGAAGAAGAUACAGACUCACUGUAACUGUAAAUUUGGAGCUGGAAAAUGGCGGAAGAGAGAGAGACAGAGGUGAUUCAUUCAUGGUCUGCUCCGAGAUCUUUAAGCACAAGCUUAAUGUACUCUUUUGCUCAGAGGGAUGAUACAGAAGUGGUUGAUGAACCUCUUUAUGCACACUAUUUAAGGGUAACCGGGGUUGAUAGGCCGUAUAGAGAAGAGCUUCUUUCAAAGAUGGAAUCUGAUGGAAAUAAGGUUGUGAACAACAUCAUUUACGGUCCUGGAGGAAAAAAGUAUCGAUAUUGUAAGCAUAUUGCAAAACAACGCAUGCCUGGUUUAAGUAAUGAGUUGAUGGAGAAAGGAAAGCACUUUAUAUUAAUUCGGAAUCCCCUUGAUAUAUUGAAAUCCUUUCACAAGGUUGUCCCCUCAUCCUUCCAUGAAUUAGGGUUGGCAGACCUGGUUUCUAUAUACAGCGAACUGUGUGCAGCAGGGAAGAGCCCACCUAUUAUUGAUGCCACUGAACUUCAAGAAGACCCUGAGGCUGCUUUACGUGGACUUUGUGAAGAUCUUAACAUUCCGUUUCAGGCUUCAAUGCUCAAAUGGGAAGCUGGUCCAAAAUCUGUUGAUGGCAUUUGGGCUCCAUGGUGGUACAAGAGCGUGCACAAAUCUACAGGCUUUGUGCAAACUGACAAAUAUCGUCAACCUUUUCCAGCAUUGCUUUAUGAUUUGCUGGAGCAAAGUUUACCCUUCUAUAACAUGCUGAGAAGUAAUGCAAGGCGCAAAAGAUUUCCGAAGCUUCCAAUGCCUUCGCUUCCCGUUCCUGCUAAUGAAAAGCUUCUUGUUUGGGUUGGUGAUGAAAUUUUACCCCGUGACAGUGCAAUGGUUUCAGUAUUUGACUCAGUUGUCCAAGGUGGCGAUUCAGUAUGGGAAGGACUUAGAAUCUAUAGUGGUAAGGUGUUUAAGCUUGAAGAGCAUUUAGACAGGUUGUUCGACUCGGCAAAAGCUCUAGCUUUCAACAAUGUACCAACUCGUGAUGAGGUUAAAGAGGCCAUAUUCAGUACACUGAUGGAGAAUGGGAUGUUUGACAAUGCACACAUCCGUUUAAGUCUGACACGUGGCAAGAAGGUCACUUCAGGGAUGAGCCCGGCUUUUAAUCUUUAUGGAUGCACCUUAAUAGUUCUUGCAGAGUGGAAACCACCAGUCUAUGACAAUACAAGGGGUAUUACAUUGGUGACUGCCACCACUCGUCGUAAUUCACCAAAUAACUUGGAUUCCAAGAUUCACCACAACAACCUCCUGAACAAUAUACUUGCAAAGAUAGAAGGAAACAAUGCAAAUGCCGAUGAUGCAAUCAUGCUUGACAAGGAUGGUUAUGUGUCUGAAACAAAUGCUACUAACAUUUUCUUGGUGAAGAAAGGUACCGUUAUGACACCUCCUGCUGAUUACUGUCUUCCAGGCAUCACUCGAGCAACUGUCAUGGACCUUGUUAAGAUGGAAAACUUGGUUUUGGAAGUGCGCCGUGUCAGUCUCUCAGAGUUUCAUACUGCAGAUGAGGUGUGGACUACUGGAACUAUGGGGGAACUCAGCCCUGUUUUAAAGAUCGAUGGACGUGUAAUUGGUGACGGUACAGUUGGACCAAUUACUAAAAGAUUACAAAACUCAUUCAAUAAGCUGACUGAAGGACUUGGAGUGCCUAUACCUGCCUAUCAGCAACCGGCCUGAAUCCUGCAGGUAAGCAGUCUCAAAAUGGUGCAAGAGAUCAAGAUAAAGCUUGUGGAUUGUGAGUGAGUGUGUGUGUGUGUGUGUGUAUGAUCCUAAUAGACCUAAUUUAAAUCAUGUGUUACGCAGGUGAAAUUUUUAAUUAAUAAGAUUCUGAAUCUUGCAUGGUUAUAUAAUCCCAUGUUAAAGAUUUUGAAUCA
This is a messenger RNA of Cynara cardunculus var. scolymus (artichoke), 2065 nucleotides long. RefSeq names its product branched-chain-amino-acid aminotransferase-like protein 2. The record is from RefSeq and is a predicted model, not a curated record. Bases 198 to 1868 code for a protein of 556 amino acids. NCBI's taxonomy places the organism in Eukaryota, Viridiplantae, Streptophyta, Magnoliopsida, Asterales, Asteraceae. The transcript is spliced from 20 exons. Gene Ontology annotation, molecular function: catalytic activity. Gene Ontology annotation, biological process: carboxylic acid metabolic process.